This is a messenger RNA of Rotaria sordida, 684 nucleotides long. The record is from the annotation of a GenBank genome assembly. NCBI's taxonomy places the organism in Eukaryota, Metazoa, Rotifera, Eurotatoria, Philodinida, Philodinidae.
AUGGAAGAAGAGAAUACACGACAAAAUACGUCGAGUGAAUCAUCUUGUUUAAGCAGAAGAGAUUCAUUAUCAUCAUCUGAAGCAGCUACCAAGGUAAGUCAUGAAUAUUCUAAUGAUAUUUCAAACAAUUUAGAUAUGCCGGCGAACAAUGAUCAUCAACAAAAUGAAAUUUCAACUGGAAACAGUUCGAACAUAAGUUCAUCUUCUAUAAUAAAAAACACUUCGAUUGCUGUUAAUGAAGCUGUUCAACAACGACACUCAAAUGAAAUCUUAUGUUCACGGUCUGAUUGUCCCAAAAAGGAACGCAAGUGCACAUCAACUGAAUUGGAUAUUUUUUCAGCCGACGAGUGCAUUGACAAAUUUGAGAUUGAAACUGAGGGUGUGUGUCCAAUAAUGGUGAAACGCCGAGAAGAAAUGAAUGAAGCUGAAGCACUUCAAAAGAAAUACAAAGAUGGUCGCGUGCCACUCUUCAGUUGUGAAACAAACAUAAAUGAAUACGAACGUGGCUGGGUAUGUAAUGCUAGAAAUAUUCAAACAUCAGCUAUAUUUGAUUAUGGCCAUCCUCCCAUAAUUAUUGUAAGUAUUAAAUCAUUUUCAAGAAGAAUUGAUGAAGGCUAUGAACCAAAUGAAGUCCGACUUCGUGAUCUUAAAGACACCAUCAGAAUCAGUUCUAUUAAUCAAUGA